Messenger RNA from Nelumbo nucifera (sacred lotus), 927 nucleotides. RefSeq names its product glyoxylase I 4-like. The record is from RefSeq and is a predicted model, not a curated record. Lineage: Eukaryota; Viridiplantae; Streptophyta; Magnoliopsida; Proteales; Nelumbonaceae.
GGCCAAAGGGUCGUGGUGCAACCGUUCAGAUACCUGCAAAAGCUACACAGCAAGGAAACAAAGUGAGUGAAAGACAGAGAGAGGAGGAUAUAUCGUGAAGGCGAAAUGGAGAUAGAAGAAGUGAACACCUCUUCAUCAGCACUGCCACUCCUGUCUCUGAACCAUGUCUCUUUACUGUGCAGAUCGGUGAGCAAUUCCGUGAGGUUUUACGAGCAGGUCUUGGGCUUCGUUUCCAUCAAACGUCCCUCAUCUUUCAAUUUCCACGGAGCUUGGUUGUUCAAUUAUGGAGUUGGAAUACACCUGCUUGAGAACACCUCAGAGAACGCAAAUGUCCCGAAUCAAUCACGACCCAUCAAUCCGAAAGAUAACCACAUCUCCUUCCAAUGCACCGACGUCGGGAUCGUUAAAAUGAAAUUGCAAGAGAUGGGAAUGAAGUACGUGACCGCGUUGGUGGAGGAAGAAGGGAACAAAGUGGAUCAGGUGUUCUUCCAUGAUCCAGAUGGAUACAUGAUUGAGAUCUGCAACUGCGAGAACAUCCCUGUGGUUCCUCUCUCUGCUUGCCCACUCCGAGUUUGUAAGACCAAGGAGGUAACUUCCAUUACUUUUCCUCUUCCUUCCCCAUACGCUGAGUAUAAUCCAGGUGACAUCACCUGGAAGAGCGCUGUGGCUCGGUGCGGAAUGAUGGAGCGUGCUAUGAUGAUGAGCUUGAGCAAGGAGAUGAUGAACUUCUCGUUCUGAUUUAAGUUGUCAACAGUUUUAAGAGUUAAGAGCACUGUCAAUUCCUGUUGCAAUUAUAGUGAAUUAUGGGUCGUGUUUGUGGUCUGGUCUUAAUUUGAUAAUUUUCAUGUUCGGUUGCAGCUCUUAAGUUUAAUUGUAUGUGUUUGACUAUUGUAAAGAAUAAAUUAAAUAUUGAAUUGUUUUCGUCAA